Messenger RNA from Rhagoletis pomonella (apple maggot), 1627 nucleotides. Its product is annotated as serine/threonine-protein kinase Nek5-like. The transcript is spliced from 2 exons. Gene Ontology annotation, biological process: protein phosphorylation. Gene Ontology annotation, molecular function: protein kinase activity; ATP binding. Lineage: Eukaryota; Metazoa; Arthropoda; Insecta; Diptera; Tephritidae. The coding region runs from base 209 to 1063 and encodes 284 amino acids. The record is from RefSeq and is a predicted model, not a curated record.
UUCAAGGUGUUUUCGUUGUCGGUCAGAACAUGGCAUUAGUAAACGAAAGUCGAAGUCAUCGAGUAAGAGUCGAUUUUAAUCAAACUGAGGUGACUGCAGUCGAUUCCAAAAAGUCGAGUUUUUUCAACGAAAAGUCGAUUUUUGACUAAAGUCACAGUCGUCUUUUCCAACCCUAAUUGAUUUCGUCAACGCUGGAAUAAUAGCUAUUAUGGACAUAGGAGAUCCGAAUUUACGACCUCUGUGUAUACUGGGUGAAGGAAGUUUUGGGCAUGUAUUUCUUUGUAAGUGUAAAUUGGACUGUGGUGCACAGUAUGUUUGUGUAAAGCGUAUACGAAUUCGCCAGCCCAACCAAGAGAUGAAAAUGUUGAUGGAUGAGAUUUAUAUUAUUUCUCAAUUAAGACAUCCGAACAUUAUUAAAUUCUUCAGAGCAUUCGUAUACAGAAGCAGCGUUAACAUUGUUAUGGAGUAUGCAACAAAUGGUACAGUGCGAGAUGCAAUAAACGGAAACAUUAAGCACUUCCCUCCUAUUAAGAAAAAUAUGUUCUAUUCUAUUAUAUUUGAUAUUCUUUUGGGACUUGAGUAUUUACAUAUUCGACAUAUAAUUCAUAGAGACCUCAAGCCUGAAAAUAUACUCUUGGACAAGGAAAAUAGGAUUAAGAUAGCUGAUUUUGGUAUUUCGACCGUCCACAGCUCACAUAAUCCAACAAAAGGUCUUAUUGGCACAUAUUAUUAUAUGGCGCCAGAAGUAAUGAGGGGAGAAAGACAUGACUUUAAAUCAGAUGUUUGGUCAUUGGGAUGUGUUUUGUAUGAAAUGUGUAAUGGUGUUAGUCCUUUUCAAAACGCUAAGAACUUAAUUGAUUUAAAGGGUUUAGUCCUAAGCAGUGCUCAAAAUGGUCUUAACUUUGGUUCGAUAAGUCAUUGUUAUGGAAUAGAGUGGGGUUGUCUUUGCGAAAAAAUGCUAAAUGUUGAUGCGAAGAAACGUGUGUCGGUUUAUAGCAUUGUCACUGGCAAUCCAAGAAUUGCGAUUUCAUACUACAACAAUUAUUUUAAAUGCAGCAAAUAAACUUGCAAGUUAAUUUGUAUUGUAAGCUUUAACUUCUCUGUACAGUUGAAUGCGAGCGUGAACGUGAACUUUUUAUUUUGACCGAUAUCUUUGUUAUUACUUCACUCUUUGCAAUAGUUAUUCAGACCGACUCUGAACAGAAACUCCCUGGGAGUUUUCGGGGAAAUGCUUCUCCCUGAGAGUAAUUGUUGGAGUAUUCCUUUCUCGGGAGAAACAAAUUCCCGGAGAACAAACUCCCUGGGAGUAUUCAGAAUUGGGCUGAUUAUGUAAAGAAAGAAAACGAAACUAUCUUUCAGAAGUAUAAAAAAAAAACUUAUUUAAAGUUUAUUAUAUGCCUAUUUUCCGAGCUCGCACUCAAAAAGCAUUCAUAUGUGAGCAAUCAGAUGUGCGAGCACGCAAAAGAAUGCAAAUAGAAUUUUUGUCUUUGUGAAUUCCCCUUGUUCACUAUAGAGUCGGUUGCAUACAUGCACGUUCACGCUCGCAUAGAACUGUAUAGAGAACUUUAGUUGUAAUUUUUUCCAUAUUUGUAAUAGUCUCGAAAAGUUAUAAAUAUACAUUAGUAUU